Molecule: messenger RNA, 1093 nt
Organism: Juglans regia (Persian walnut)
Lineage: Eukaryota; Viridiplantae; Streptophyta; Magnoliopsida; Fagales; Juglandaceae
Exons: 2
Coding region: 383-865 (160 amino acids)
Source: RefSeq, a predicted model, not a curated record
GGCAAGUCAAGAGGGGAGAGAUGGGAGUUAAAACGAAAAAGAUGGUAAUGCCAAUGCCUUGUGGUCCUCGGAAGCUAAAAAUAGAGAGGAAAAAGAACGCAAUAGAAGGAACCGACUCAACCCAUCUGUUUCAUAUCAUUCUUGCUGUACAGAGACGGGUGAAAAGCGUGAGAGAAGUGUGUGUGUGUGUGUGUGUAUGCAUGUAUUGUAUGUGGUUGGAGACGGUUUUAGCUUAAAAUCGCGUAGCGUGUGAGCAAAGCUCGCCAAAUCUAAUCAUCAUUCUUUAGAAUACGUUCCCCACAGCAGUUCCAGAUAUACAAUUAAGUGCCUCAACCUCGAUUCCAGCCUCAGCCUCAUCAGUCUUAAGAAAGGGUUUGUACAAAUGGAGCGGGAGAAGCUUUAUAAUAAGAGAGCAAGGGAAGAUGAUCAUCAUGAGCACCAUCAAGAUUGUUCCAAUAAGAAUUCGGCAAAGAAGCAAGAUCUCAAGGGUAGUGACUUCAGAGAGACCAACGAUGAGAUCAGUAAUAUGAAGAAGUUAGAUUCUUCCAUUGCAUUAGAUGUCGGGGUAUUCGAUUUCCCAUGGCUGAAAGAUGGUAUGAUCUCCAAAUCAGAGGACUGGAGAUUCGAGGAUGCCUUCUCUUCAUCACUGAUCCCCCAUGACAACUCCACGACCACUGCUGCUAUUGAAUUUUCGGGGCAAUGUCUGUGUCGGACGCCAGAGGAAGUCCCAUAUCUUCCCGAGAACAAGUUUGAUGAUAGUUUAUGUUGGGCGGUACCCGAAGGUGAUGGGUUGGAAACUGAAGGUUUGGAUUGCAUUUGGAGCUCUCUACUCAGUCAGCCGCUUCAACAGGGUGGUGGUAUCUGAAAAUAUGCCUUCAAAUGCCAUUAGAAACCUAUAGCUCCUCCUCGCAUUCAUGUCAGAUGGAGCUCACACUGUGAUGAUGAAUUGUAUGUAUGCUGGCAUGGCAAAACUUUAAAACCUUCCUUCUGAUGUUGAUCCUUUUUCCUUUUUACCACCUUUCAUGGGUGCUCGCUCUUUCUUGGCAUACAUUCACCAUUUUGUUACUACACUUCUCCUGUUUGGUAGCUGGUA